This is a messenger RNA of Zymoseptoria tritici IPO323, 1674 nucleotides long. RefSeq lists its product as uncharacterized. Bases 1 to 1674 code for a protein of 557 amino acids. The record is from RefSeq and is a predicted model, not a curated record. Lineage: Eukaryota; Fungi; Ascomycota; Dothideomycetes; Mycosphaerellales; Mycosphaerellaceae. The transcript has a single exon.
AUGGACCAUGAGAGCCUGAGAACGGCGUCGACAUAUUUGAACAAUCUUCUGCUGGCCCGGGGACUGCUACGCAAUGGCGACCCAAUCGACUUCGUCAAGCCCUCAAAGGAGAGUCGCGCCCAGAUCAUCAACCUCGUUCACGACCUCAUACUACGCGAAGAUCGCGACAAAGAGCAGCGAGAACAGGUGGCCACCACAAUCCGAUCUCUACGAUCCGAAGAUGCGCGCAAAACCCACGACAUCGAACGACUCACGACGAAAGGCGAGGAAUCGGCAAGAGCAGCAGUACAAGCACAAGCUGCGGAGAGACAUGCACUCGGGGAGGUGAAAAGGGUCGAGAAGGCAAUGAAGCUGUUGCAAGAUCAGACUGCGAAGCUCAAGACGACGCUGGCGCAAGUCAAAACACAGUGUACCAACGAUGUCAGGAAGCGGGACCUUGAGUUGGCGCGUCUCAAAACACAUCUGCAAGGGCAGCAGAGAGGAACAAGAGUUGGCACGGCAGCUCCGAGCAUGUCUGUCCGGAAGGCAUCAGCGGAGCAAGCGGCGCACGAUCUGACAGAUCCGGAAUAUAGCCUUAAGCAGGAGACGACCGAGUUCCUGACACAGCUCAGUCAGAGCCUCAGUGACGAAAAUGACAGCUUGAUUGGCUUGAUCAGAACUUCAUUGAAAACGCUGAAAGAUGUGCUCGGACUGCCGGUGAAUGUGGCCAAACAUCCCGAUAGCGCGGUGGGUAGUAUGGGCAGCGAUGCCGAAGCAGGAAAGUCCAAAGGCGGCAACAACCUACUGCUCGCGCUGCCCACAUCGUACGAGGCAUUGGCGGCGGAUGUGGAUGGCACACUUUCGCAUCUCAAGACGGUUCUGACAAAUCCGAACUUCGUCUCGGUUGAGGAGGUGGAAAUAAGAGAGGAAGAGAUCGCCAGGUUACGGGAAGGAUGGGAGCAUAUGGAACGACGAUGGAGGGAUGUGUUGAACAUGAUGGAAGGCUGGCUGAGACGAAUGGACACCGGCGACACCAUCAACAUCGAUGAUCUGAGAAGGGGCAUGGGCCUGGUCUCCCCGACCGCUGGCCGUAUGCGAGGACCUCGGCCUGCUGAGAUGGAAAUCGACCAAAGCCUCGUGGACAGCGAAACCAGCGAGGUCUCGCUGCCUGACAUUCAGGAAGAGAGCUUUGUCUCGUCUUCUCAUCGGCCGUCUAAUCGACCAAUGAGCAGUCCGAAGAGGAAAAGGGACGCGCUUGAGCCGCCGGAGUUUUUCGACUUGAGGCCGUCAACAAGUAGGAACAAGGCCGUUCCAGGUUCACCGGCGAAGUCGAUCUCGGACAAUGCACACCUUUUGCUCGAAAACGACGAGAGCGAGGAGCUGGAAGUGCCCCAGAUGACGAUCGCAGAGAAGCUAAGCGCCGCUCAAGAAGAGGCAGAACAAGCAGCCGCAGAUGCACGAUCAAAACCAUCCAGCCGUGUGUCUGCAGGUGUGCCCGCAACAAGUGGGAUAAACGGCAGCGUGGACGAGGAGAAAGACGAUGAUACUUUGGGCAAGUUGCCGGGCGAUGCCACUUUGGGCAAGAUCUUCAGUCCGAUAGCGAAGAAGACAAGGAUCAAAGGCCGUCCGCGGAAGAGGAAGAGCACGCUGAGCCCGGACGAACUUGAGGCGCUCAUUGGUGCGAAUGAAGAGUAG